AUGGUGUGGAAUACUCGCCUUGGGGUUUACCACGCCAGAUACUACCGCUACCUCGAUGUAGUGAAGCAUAUCCUUGGAAGAUAUCCCUUACCAUCGGGUGUCUCCGAGAAGCUAGAUACCUGGUGGCAAGGGGAAUUCUUAGCCGAGAUGAAGAAGUGGGUUGAUGAACCGCGAAAACUCCUCUUUGCUCCUUCGUACGAUGCCGCUGUGAACGAACUGGCUACGCUUAUUACGGAAAAAGUUGAAGAUGGCAUGCAAAUGGCACAGGAUUUCAGUGCCUUCGCAAAAGGUCCGGAUCGCUCUGAGUUCUUCAACACUAGACAUCCAGCUGCACAACCAGCUACUCAACCAGCUCCUCAGCCAGCUCCUCAGCCAGCUACACAUCCAGCUACACAUCCAGGUGCGUGA
This is a messenger RNA of Aspergillus welwitschiae, 408 nucleotides long. RefSeq lists its product as uncharacterized. The coding region runs from base 1 to 408 and encodes 135 amino acids. The record is from RefSeq and is a predicted model, not a curated record. The transcript has a single exon. Lineage: Eukaryota; Fungi; Ascomycota; Eurotiomycetes; Eurotiales; Aspergillaceae.